Triticum dicoccoides is the source of this 885-nucleotide messenger RNA. RefSeq lists its product as uncharacterized. Bases 148 to 585 code for a protein of 145 amino acids. The record is from RefSeq and is a predicted model, not a curated record. The transcript has 4 exons. NCBI's taxonomy places the organism in Eukaryota, Viridiplantae, Streptophyta, Magnoliopsida, Poales, Poaceae.
UGCACCGGCUGCCACCCCACGACCAAAUGCUCCCAUCCGCGGUAGUAUAAAUCCGCCAUCACCUUUCCGAUGCUUUAGUCACGACGACGCCUGACCGGCCUGAUCAAUCCAACGAACGAUCUUCUCGCCCACACCACACACGGACGAAUGGACAUGGAGAUGGAGAGGAUGAUGGGGUGCCAGAUCCCGGCGUUCGGGCUGUGGAACUACUGCAGCGACCUGCCCAUCACGCAGUACUUCGACCUCGCCAUGCAGGCCAGGCUGCUCAAGCGCCACCGCCGCUGCUGCGACGCCGGCGGCGGCCUCGUGCUCUUCGGCGCCUCGCCGUCUCCACGCAAGCCGCCCCAGAUCAAGGUGAUAAGGAGAGAAGUCGGGGAGAAGCAGAGCGACGGCGGCGAGCUGGGCGGCGGCGUGACCGGGAGGGCGGCUGCUGCCGGCGCGACGAAGCGCGUGGCUGCUACCGGGGCGGUGGACGAGGACCUCUACAAGGUGCCACGGCCGCUCGCAUACCAAAAACCUCGAAAGAUGAGGAAGGUGGUGUGGAGCUUGUGGAUUGGGUGCCUGGGGCUUGACUGCAUUGCCUAACAAAACUGGGAGCAGCUUAUCAUCUUCAAGCUUCAUCUGAAUAAUAGUGUACCAUGAAGGCGUUACCUGUUCGAUUUGGCUGUACUUCUCUGUUCGCCCCUAUUGUCUGGCUCUACAACUAGCUUCCACUUAUCAACUGAGUGUUCUAUAUAUAACUCUUUUUAGAAGUUUUCAGUAACACUGUACUAUCUGUAACUUGUGUGUGUAUUACUACCAAAGGAACAUGUCCUGCAUUUUGAUUUCAUGGAUGCGAAAAUUUGCAAUAAAGCUCCCGAUGGCUAAAGCCAGCACUUUUGUUCA